CACGUGAUUUCGCGACAGCUUGGUUCUGCCUACAGAGCCUGCCCGUCACGCAUCACGUCGUUCACCCAUCAGAUCCACCAUUCGCCUCGGCCACAUCUGAAAAUCACCGAGGGCAUGCCCCGGUGCCUGUUCAGUCGCCAUCAUGAAGUUCAACAUCGAUGAUCUGCCGGUGCUCUUCCCCUACCCCAAGAUAUACCCAGAGCAAUAUGCCUACAUGUGCGAUCUCAAAAAAACCCUAGAUGCCGGGGGUCACUGUGUCUUAGAGAUGCCUUCGGGCACUGGCAAGACUGUAUCCUUGCUUUCCCUAAUUGUUGCCUAUCAGCAGUACAUGCCAGAGAAGCGCAAGCUCAUCUACUGCUCUCGUACCAUGUCAGAAAUCGAGAAGGCCUUGGUCGAGCUGAAAUCUCUUAUGAAGUAUCGGGCUGAACAACUUGGCUACGAGGAAGAGUUCCGUGGUCUUGGCUUGACCAGCAGAAAGAACUUGUGUCUUCAUCCUUCCGUAAAACGGGAGAAGAGUGGCUCAGUUGUUGAUGCUCGGUGCAGAAGUCUCACAGCUGGCUUCGUCAAGGAGAAGAAAGAUCGGGGUGAGAAUGUGGACGUUUGUGUCUACCACGACAAUCUUGACCUCCUGGAACCCCACAAUCUAAUCCCGAAUGGCGUUUGGUCCUUUGAUGACAUCCUUCGCUAUGGUGAAGAGCACAAGCAAUGUCCGUACUUCACUGCCCGACGUAUGAUGCAAUACUGCAAUGUCGUCAUUUUCUCUUACCACUACCUACUCGACCCCAAGAUUGCGGAACGAGUAUCUCGGGACUUCUCCAAAGAUUGUAUCGUCGUGUUUGACGAAGCUCACAACAUCGACAACGUCUGUAUCGAAUCCCUUAGCACUGAUAUUACCGAGGACUCAUUGCGCAAGGCGACUCGCGGCGCCCAAAAUCUCGAGAACCGGAUCGCUCAGAUGCGGGAGACUGAUCAGGAGCAGCUACAGAAUGAGUAUCAGAAACUCGUUCAGGGUCUUCGUGACGCGGAUGAGGCUCGCCAGGAAGAUGCGUUCAUGUCGAAUCCCGCUCUGCCUGAAGAUCUCCUCAAAGAGGCCGUACCGGGCAACAUCCGAAGAGCAGAACACUUUGUUGCGUUCCUGAAACGAUUUAUCGAAUAUCUCAAGACGCGGAUGAAGGUCCGUCAAGUCAUUUCAGAGACGCCGCCGUCGUUCCUGUCUCACCUAAGGGAACACACCUUCAUAGAGAAGAAACCACUGAGGUUCUGUGCCGAACGACUAACGUCGUUGGUGAGAACCCUCGAACUCACCAAUAUCGAGGACUACCAGCCACUACAGGAAGUUGCAACCUUUGCCACGCUUGUAUCAACCUAUGAGAAAGGAUUCCUUCUCAUCCUGGAGCCCUACGAGUCUGACACUGCCGAAGUGCCCAAUCCCAUUCUGCAUUUCACCUGCCUCGAUGCCGCAAUUGCCAUCCGGCCGGUGUUUGAGAGAUUCUAUUCCGUCAUCAUCACAUCCGGAACCAUCUCGCCUUUGGAAAUAUACCCCAAGAUGCUAGACUUCACGACAGUCAUCCAGGAGUCUUACGCUAUGACGCUUGCUCGGCGAUCGUUCUUGCCGAUGAUCGUCACCAGAGGAAGUGACCAGGCAUCAGUGUCAACCAGCUUCCAAGUCCGAAAUGAGCCAAGUGUGGUUCGGAACUACGGCAAUCUAUUGACAGAAUUUGCGAAAAUUACACCUGACGGCAUGGUCGUUUUCUUUCCAUCAUACCUCUACAUGGAAUCCAUCAUCAGCAUGUGGCAGGGAAUGGGAAUCUUGGAUGAAGUAUGGAAAUAUAAGCUCAUUCUAGUCGAGACGCCCGAUGCCCAGGAAACGUCACUUGCUCUAGAGACGUAUCGCACAGCAUGCUGCAACGGGCGAGGAGCCGUCCUUCUCUGCGUCGCGCGAGGAAAGGUUUCUGAGGGAAUCGAUUUUGAUCACCAGUACGGCCGGACUGUGCUCUGUAUUGGAGUGCCCUUCCAGUACACCGAGUCACGUAUCCUCAAGGCCAGACUAGAAUUCUUGCGGGAAACAUACCGCAUCAAGGAAAAUGACUUCCUCUCCUUCGACGCCAUGCGCCACGCUGCGCAGUGUCUUGGUCGAGUCCUGCGUGGCAAGGACGAUUACGGGAUCAUGGUCCUGGCCGAUCGUCGAUUCCAGAAGAAGCGGACACAACUGCCCAAGUGGAUCAAUCAAGGUCUCCUUGAAGUCGACGUGAACCUGAGCACUGAUAUGGCUGUCAGUAGCGCGAGGAGGUUCUUGAGGACUAUGGCACAACCCUUUCGAGCCAAGGACCAGGAUGGAAUCAGCACAUGGGGCCCCAGAGACCUGAAGGAGCACAAGGAAAAGAUGGAUAUGGAGCGGAUCAAGGAGCUUGAGGAGGCGGCCCAGAACCCCCAGGCCACAGCCGAGAACUACGAUUACGACGAAGAGCUAGAUCAGGAUAUGAUGGAGCUGGAGGAUGGUUUCUAGAUUUCUCGCUUUCUCGCUUUCUCAAUUUGUCACCCGGUCCCGUCUUUCCAACGAAAAUUUCUUAGAAGGGGAAAGGACAUAAUAUUGUAUAACAAAA
Molecule: messenger RNA, 2603 nt
Organism: Ilyonectria robusta
Lineage: Eukaryota; Fungi; Ascomycota; Sordariomycetes; Hypocreales; Nectriaceae
Exons: 10
Coding region: 143-2506 (787 amino acids)
Biological process (GO): positive regulation of mitotic recombination; nucleotide-excision repair; transcription by RNA polymerase II
Cellular component (GO): nucleus
Molecular function (GO): ATP binding; DNA helicase activity; damaged DNA binding
Source: RefSeq, a predicted model, not a curated record